CCAGCGAAGCCGCGGGGUGCGGGGGGGCCGGCGGCGCCGCCGCCAUGAAGCUGGAGGUGUUCUCGCAGCACUAUGAGGACAAGCUGAGCACCGGCAGCGACCAGGAAGGCAGCGGCUCGCUCUCCCCGGCUCCGGCGGAGAGCGAACUGGGCUCGGACGGUGACUGCGCGGCCAACAGCCCGGGCGGCGUGGCCGGGCGGCCGGGGCAUCCCCCGCCGCCGCCCCCCACGCCGCAGCCCCCGCCACCGCCGCCUGCCGAGAGCGCCAAGGGGAAACCCUACACGCGGCGCCCGAAACCGCCCUACUCCUACAUCGCGCUGAUAGCCAUGGCCAUCCGCGACUCGGCCGGCGGCCGCCUGACCCUGGCCGAGAUCAAUGACUACCUGAUGAGCCGCUUCCCCUUCUUCCGCGGCGCCUACACCGGCUGGCGCAACUCGGUGCGCCACAACCUCUCCCUCAACGACUGCUUCGUCAAGGUGCUGCGCGACCCGGCGCGGCCCUGGGGCAAGGACAACUACUGGAUGCUGAACCCCAGCAGCGAGUACACCUUCGCCGACGGCGUCUUCCGCCGCCGCCGCAAGCGCCUUAGCCGCGCCGCCCCGCCGCCGCAGCCCGCCCGCCCCGCCGCCGGCGUCCCGCCGCAAGCGCCGCAGGAGGCGGCCGGAGCGGGUUCCGCGUCCCCCGGCGCUUCCCCGCGGUGCUGCUGCGCCUCCUCGCCCUGUCACUGCGCGCCGGGCACCAAGGACGCAGCGGCGGGGGGCGGCGGGGCGAGGCAGGCGGGCGGCGGCGGCGCCGCCGCCAAGUUUUCCAGCUCCUUCGCCAUCGAGAGCCUCCUGCAGCGGCCGGCAGGACCCCGCGCCGCCCCGCAGCCGCCGCCGACCCCGCACGCCCGCCUCCUGUGGCCGGCGCCGCCCGCGCCCCCGCACCUGCUGCCCGGCCCCUACCCGCUGCUGCCCUACCCACCUGCCGCGCAGCCCCCGCCCGCCGCCGCCCUCUACGGCGGGGGGCUCCUGCAGCUCUGCGCCUACGGGCUGGGAGAGCCCUCGCCGCCGCCGCCGCCGCCGCUGCUGCUGGGGGGCGGGCGGCCCGCGCUGGCCCCGGGGGAGGCGUCGCCGCUGGCGGAGCGGCCGCGGGCGCCGCUGUUCCACGCCGGCCUCCCCAAGGGAGGGCGGGGGCCGCCGCCCGGCUCCCCGCUGUACGGGCCCCUCCAGCUGGCCGGGCCGCUGCCGCCGGCGGCGGGGGGCUCGGCCUCGUUCCAGCCGUACGCCGUGGAGACCCCAUUGGCUUAAUGGAGCCCCCCUCCUCCCCUGCGAGGGACCUGCCCGGGGAGGCGUGGAGGGGGAAAGGAGGAGGCUCUGGAUCCCGCACUUUAACUCCAGAGGCGACCGCAGCCUCCAAGCAAAAGCCUCGGUGACUGUGCCUUAGUGAAAUGACAGUGGGUUUAACUUAAGCCAAAAAAAAAAAAAAAAAAAAAAAAAGGAAAACAAAAAGAAAAAAAAUCAAGCAACUGUCGGUAUGGACAUAGCCAUGAGCCUCAAGUGCUUCUUACUGCUCGUUGAGACUACUUGACUUAAGCCAGUCCCUCGCCAUCUCCUUUCUAUGUCCCUCUCUUGUCCCCACAUCUCCUGCUACCGAGGCCUGGGGCAGCAGGGCGGGGGUGCCCCGCGGAGGGGCGCGGUGGCGGCCGCUGGGGGAUGCGCUGUGCGCUUGGGAGGGCGGGGAGGAGGGCGGGGGCGGGGAACAGCAGGGAGAGAGUAGGGGAGGGGGCCGGGGUCUGCUGUGGAGCCGUAGGUCUGUACUGCAAAGCAAUGCAUCACUGUGCCAAAAGAAACCUUUUCUCCUGUCCGGCAACUGGCAUUUCCUGGAAAGGGAGGAUAUUAAAUUAUUUAUAAAAGUAGUGUUUUUAACACAAAGAGAGUGCAGCUUUUUAAAUUAAUUAUUGGAGGGGGUGGGAGAGGGGAAAGGGCUCAAGGAAAUGUCAGGCACUGUCUCCUGUACUGGCUGGCGUUAUACGUUUAUGGCCAAGACCAUUGCUACUGGAAAGAGAAGAGUAAAUUUUUUCGUAUUUUAUUUUUGUGUUUGUGUGUAAUAUAUGUGCGUGUGCAUUUUAUUGACGCUCGGCCACCAUGUUUUCCUUUCUCCUUUCCCCCGAAUAAAAGCUGCCCCCUAAAUAAAGGCGGUAAUAAGGA
Molecule: messenger RNA, 2189 nt
Organism: Serinus canaria (Common canary)
Lineage: Eukaryota; Metazoa; Chordata; Aves; Passeriformes; Fringillidae
Gene: FOXQ1
Product: forkhead box Q1
Exons: 1
Coding region: 45-1289 (414 amino acids)
Biological process (GO): regulation of transcription by RNA polymerase II; anatomical structure morphogenesis; cell differentiation
Molecular function (GO): RNA polymerase II cis-regulatory region sequence-specific DNA binding; DNA-binding transcription factor activity, RNA polymerase II-specific
Source: RefSeq, a predicted model, not a curated record